Molecule: messenger RNA, 121 nt
Organism: Funneliformis geosporum
Lineage: Eukaryota; Fungi; Glomeromycota; Glomeromycetes; Glomerales; Glomeraceae
Source: the annotation of a GenBank genome assembly
UUGAUCAAAGUGGAAAGGGAAGUCUGUAUAAGAAUACAUUAGAUUGCUUUGUAAAAACUAUUAAAGUUGAAGGAAUACGUGGACUUUACAAAGGAUUUGUCGCUCAAUAUCUUAGAGUAGG